Epithele typhae is the source of this 480-nucleotide messenger RNA. RefSeq lists its product as uncharacterized. The transcript is spliced from 2 exons. Bases 1 to 480 code for a protein of 159 amino acids. Lineage: Eukaryota; Fungi; Basidiomycota; Agaricomycetes; Polyporales; Epitheliaceae. The record is from RefSeq and is a predicted model, not a curated record.
AUGGACUUGCCGGCCGCGUUGUCGCCGCUGGCGCUUGAGCACCUUGCGCUGUGGGUGCCGCGGGCGCACGGCGAAGCAAGCUACGGCGCGGACGAGGAGGACGCGGGAGAUGGACCGCACAUGGCCCCGAGCUCGCUCAGGGCGCUGUGCCGGCCGCUCGCCGAUGCGUUGCCGCGCCUGCGGUACCUCGCCCUCGCCGACGCAGAGGCACCCGUUGUUCUUCCGGACACGGAUCCGUACUUCCAGGAGGCGGGUCUCUCUGCGCCCCGAUAUUCGUGGUUCCGGAUCACGGAUAGAGAGGGCAGUGUGCGGGAGAUUGAGAAGAUGUGGGCUGAAGAUGGAGAGCGGGAAGCGGAGGACCACUACCUACUCUUGCGUGUCAUACAUACAUACCAGAAUGGGGAGAAGGACCCCUUACCGCUCUGGCCCCUUCCGGGGUCCCUGCUGGGCAACGUGACUGAGCAGGCGAUGAGCUCCUAA